Messenger RNA from Didymodactylos carnosus, 243 nucleotides. NCBI's taxonomy places the organism in Eukaryota, Metazoa, Rotifera, Eurotatoria, Philodinida, Philodinidae. The record is from the annotation of a GenBank genome assembly.
AUGAGACCUAUCUCGCUAUUACCAAACAUAAGUAAAUGGUUUGAGCGCAUUGUCCAUGAGCGUAUAAUGAAAUGGCGUGAACGAAAAGGAAUAUAUAUUGAUGAACAAUCGCCGGGUAGGAGAUUACAAACAAAAAUCCUAUCACUAUGUGAGGAUUUAAGACUUACAACUGCUGCCUGUAAUCGGCCAGCAUUAGUUAUUUUUGUCGAUUUUUUAUCUGCGUUUGACAAACUUUGGUAUCCG